Molecule: messenger RNA, 3021 nt
Organism: Tilletiopsis washingtonensis
Lineage: Eukaryota; Fungi; Basidiomycota; Exobasidiomycetes; Entylomatales
Product: Coatomer, beta subunit
Exons: 4
Coding region: 121-3021 (966 amino acids)
Biological process (GO): intracellular protein transport; endoplasmic reticulum to Golgi vesicle-mediated transport; intra-Golgi vesicle-mediated transport
Cellular component (GO): cytoplasm; COPI vesicle coat
Molecular function (GO): structural molecule activity
Source: RefSeq, a predicted model, not a curated record
CAGCCAACACCUCACCGCCCUCACCCCUCCCUCACACUCUCGGCGUUCAGCACACCUGCGCCUGCCUCUGCGCCGCCGCGCCGCACCGCACCGCAUCGCCUCACCCCGCCCACCGCCGCCAUGGACAGCAGCGCCUACACCGUCGUCGCGCCCUCCGACGACGGCGGCGAGCUGCCGGCGGCCGAGCUGCGCGCGCUGCUGCAGCGCCCCGACGACGCCGUCAAGCUCGACACGCUGCGCCGCAUCGUCGUCGCCACGCUCAACGGGCAGCCGCAGCCGACGCUGCUCAUGCCCAUCAUCCAGUACGUGCUGCCCAGCCGCUCCAAGCAGCUCAAGAAGAUGCUCCACUUUUACUGGGAGGUCUGCCCCAAGUACGACGACGAGGGCAAGCUCAAGCAGGAGAUGAUCCUCGUGUGCAACGCCAUCCGGAAUGACCUGCAACAUCCAAACGAGUACAUCCGCGGCUCGACGCUGCGCUUCCUGCAGAAGAUCCGCGAGCCGGAGCUGCUCGAGCCGCUCGUGCCCACGAUUCUCUCAUGCCUCGAGCACCGGCACUCGUUUGUGCGCAAGAACGCCGUCUUCUGCAUCUACAUGAUCUACCAGCGCCACCCCAACAUGUUCAGCGACGCGCCCGAGCUCAUGGAGACGUUCCUCGCCGCCGAGCAGGACGCCACGUGCAAGCGCAACGCCUUUGUGCUGCUCUGCCACGCCGCGCCCGACAAGGCCGUCGAGUACCUCAUGCAGCAGUGGGAGGGCAUCACGAGCAUGGACGAGCUCAUGCAGCUGGCGGUGAUUGAGCUGAUCCGCAAGGAGUGCAAGGGCGAGAAUGCGAACCGGGCAAAGUACAUCCGCGCCAUCUCCGAGCUCCUCUCUGCGCCCAGCCACGCCGUCAAGUACGAGGCGGCCAUCACCCUCACGUCGCUGACGCAGAACGCGGCGGCGAUCAAGGCGACGGCGUCGGCGCUGAUUGAGCUCGUGGUCAAGGAGUCGGACAACAACGUCAAGCUCAUUGUGCUCUCGCGGCUCGAGGCGCUGCGCUCGCGGCACGAGCACGUCAUUGACCCGCUGGCGAUGGACCUGCUGCGCGUGCUCUCGUCGCCCGACAUGGACGUGCGGCGCAAGGCGCUCGGCAUUGCCCUCGAGAUGGUCUCGUCGCGCAACAUCGAGGAGGUGGUGCAGCUGCUGAAGAAGGAGCUGCAGAAGACCGUCGAGGCGGCGGGCGCGUACGACAAGAACGCAGAGUACCGGCAGCUGCUCAUCCAGAGCAUCCACACCUGCGCCAUCAAGUUCAGCGAGGUCGCCUCGAGCGUCGUGCACGUGCUCAUGGAGUUCCUCGGCGACAGCUCGAACACGUCGGCCGUCGACGUCAUCUCGUUUGUGCGCGAGGUCGUCGAGAAGUUCCCGGACCUGCGCAGCUCCAUCGUCGAGAAGCUGCUGCAGACGUUUGCCGACAUCAAGAGCGGCAAGGUGUUCCGCGGCGCCCUGUGGAUCGUUGGCGAGUACGCCGGGUCCGUCGAGGACGUCAAGGAGGCGAUGCAGCAGAUCCGCAAGGUCGUCGGCGAGGUGCCAAUCCUCGCCGCCGAGGAGCGGUUGCUCGCCGCCUCUGAGGACCCUGAGACGCAGGCCGAAGACUCGGCCGCCGCGGUGGCCGUCGUGGCCAAGACGAACAAGACACGCGUGCUCGCCGACGGCACGUACGCCACCGAGACGGCCUUCUCGUCAGAAACAAAUGCCAGCGCGCGGCUCGAGGCGGUCAAGGCGGCGGCCAAGCCGCCGCUGCGGUCACUCAUCCUGCUCGGCGACUUCUACACGGCCACGGUGCUCUCCUCGACGCUGACCAAGCUCGUGCUGCGCUUCGCCGAGCUCAGCACAGACGCGAGCGCCAAGAACGCCAUGCGGGCCGAGGCGAUGCUCAUCAUGACGAGCGUGGUGCGCGUGGGCCAGUCGAAGUUCGCCCAGGCGCCCAUCGACGAGGACUCGACGGAGCGCAUCAUGACGUGCGUGCAGACGCUCGCCGCCGCGGCGUACGACGAGAAGAGCGACGCCGAGGCGGCCGACGUGUUCCUGCGCGACACCAAGGCGGCGUACGCCAAGAUGGUGGCGGCCGAGGAGCGCAAGGUGCAGGAGAAGGCGGCGCGCGAGAGCAAGACGGUCAAGGUGCAGCCCGACGACGUGAUUGCCUUCCGGCAACUCGGCAAGAAGGGCGCUGGCGCCGCGGGCGUCGGAAGCGGCCUCGAGGACUACGAGGCCGAGGUCAGCAAGGCGACGGGCGCGGCGGCGGGCACGGGCGACGACUUCAUCUCGAAGCUGCAGCGCGUCGUGCAGCUGACGGGCUUCUCGGACGCCGUGUACUCGGAGGCGUACGUCAACGUGCACCAGUUCGACAUUCUCCUCGACGUGCUCGUGGUGAACCAGACGGGCGAGACGCUGCAGAACCUGUCGAUUGAGUUUGCGACGCUGGGCGACCUCAAGCUCGUCGAGCGGCCGACGAGCCACACGCUGGCGCCCUACUCGUUCCAGAGCAUCAAGGCGACGAUCAAGGUCUCGUCGACGGAGACGGGCGUCAUCUUCGGCAACAUCACGUACGAGGGCGCGUCGGGCACGGGCACGCAGGAGGGCGGCGAGGCCAAGUGCGUCGUGCUCAACGACGUGCACGUCGACAUCAUGGACUACAUCAACCCCGCCACGUGCAGCGAGAGCCAGUUCCGCUCGAUGUGGACCGAGUUUGAGUGGGAGAACAAGGUCAACGUCAACACGAAGAUAGUCGGCCUGCGCGCCUACCUGGCGCACAUCAUGGCGUCGACGAACAUGGCGUGCCUGACGCCCGAGGCGUCGCUGGCGGGCGAGUGCGGCUUCCUGAGUGCCAACCUGUACGCGCGCAGCCUGUUUGGCGAGGAUGCGCUGGCGAACCUGAGCAUCGAGGAGCUGGCCGACGGCACGAUCCAGGGCCACGUGCGCAUCCGCUCCAAGACGCAGGGCAUUGCGCUCUCGCUCGGCGACAAGCUGUCGUCGGCCAACUGA